Molecule: messenger RNA, 3470 nt
Organism: Plectropomus leopardus (leopard coralgrouper)
Lineage: Eukaryota; Metazoa; Chordata; Actinopteri; Perciformes; Serranidae
Gene: txndc5
Product: thioredoxin domain containing 5
Biological process (GO): protein folding
Cellular component (GO): endoplasmic reticulum
Molecular function (GO): protein disulfide isomerase activity
Source: RefSeq, a predicted model, not a curated record
CGUUUUUUUCACACCAGCAGGGACACUGUGCACCCACAGAGAGAUUCACCAUGGCCUCAGCACUGAAUUGCACACCCUUUAUGUUGUGUUUCAUUUAUUUUUCGAUACUGUUUGCCAGUGUAUUUUGCGACGCUGAUGCAGAAGAAGAUGAGCAUGCUAAGCACACGUACACGGUUGAGAUGUUUAACGAGGCGGUGCCCACUGCACCCCACUUUGUCAUGUUUUUCGCCCCAUGGUGUGGCCAUUGCCAGAGGUUACAGCCAGCGUGGAAUGACCUGGCAGACAAAUACAACAGCAUGGAUGACCCCCCAGUGUAUGUGGUAAAAGUAGACUGCGUCCAGGAUACCAAGUUCUGCUCUAAUGUCCACGGGGUCAGGGGCUACCCCACGCUGAAGCUGUUUAAGCCAGACCAGGAGGCCAUUAAGUACCAGGGGCCCAGAGAUCUUCAGUCUCUGGAGACCUGGAUGCUGAAGACACUCCAGGAGGAGCCCUCAGAACCAGAGAGUGAGCAGGAGCCUCCUAAAGCCCCAGAGCCCAAACAGGGCAUGUAUGAGCUCACUGCUCUCAACUUUAAGGCCCACAUAGCCAAAGGUGCACAUUUUGUGAAGUUCUUUGCCCCGUGGUGUGGUCACUGCAAAGCCAUGGCUCCAACCUGGGAGCAGCUGGCCACCACCUUUGAGCACUCUGAUGACGUCAAGAUCGGAAAGGUGGACUGUACACAGCACUAUGAGGUGUGCUCUGAGAAUGGCGUACGAGGAUAUCCCACACUGCUCUUCUUCUACAAUGGACAGAAGACAGAUCAGUACAAAGGAAAAAGAGACCUGGACUCCUUCAAAGACUUUGUGGACAACCAGCUGAAGGCCGCUGUAGCUCAGGAGGAAGAGCCUGAGCCAAGCGAGGAGCAAAAAGCAAACGAGGUCCCCACUGAUGAGCCCGCCGAAGAGGAGGUAAAGUCCAGCGUGUUGGACCUCACAGAGACCAACUUCGAUGAGACAGUGGCCAAAGGCUUCACCUUCAUCAAAUUCUACGCUCCAUGGUGUGGCCACUGUAAGAACCUCGCUCCAACAUGGGAGGAUCUUUCCAAGAAGGAGUUCCCCGGCCUCACAGAUGUCAAGAUAGCCAAAGUAGACUGCACUAUUGAGCGCACGCUCUGCAACAAAUACUCUGUUCGAGGUUACCCCACCCUGAUCAUCUUCAGGGCGGGGGAGCAGGGUGACGAGCAUCAUGGCGGGCGUGACGUGGAGAGCCUGCACAGCUUUGUGAUGAAACAGGCGAGAGAUGAGCUGUAGAAGCGAGUCAGGUCAGCGCUCAACACUUCUCUACUCUUCUUGUCCACACUGCAUAUCUGGCCAGUAGGACACCACUCUCUCUCCUACAGUCGCCAAACUCUCUCUCUUUCUCUCCACUUGGGUUCUUCUCAGAAAGGAGUCAGCCAAUGACAGACUGCAGUCUGUUGCAGAAUGAUUCAGUAGAGUGUUUGGGAUGUGAAUGUUUUUUGGGUUUUAUUUCAUUGCCGUUGCCCAACCCUAAAUCUCCUAACAUGGAGAAUAUUAUGGUUGUGUCUUCAGAUGAAGUAAUAUGUCUGACAACCACUUUGCAAGCACAGCUCAAUCAAUCAGGACCAGAUUUCCUCACACAGAUAAAAUGUUUAUUAAAAUGGUAGCACUGAAGGACAGAUGUUCCAGUUUCUGCCUGUAAAAAAAAAAACAACAAAUGUUUCUGAACUUCUGCAGCCAUUUGACUUUUUUUUUUUUUUAAAAAAAAGCAAAAUUUUAUACAUGGGAUCAUGUUAAAUCACAAGCCAUCAAUGUUACGGUACUGUCAGUCAAAAAUUUGUAAUGUUUGUGUCACCCGAAUGUGAAGUUGAGUGUUAAGUUGAGGGCACUUUCUAUCCAUGCCUGUGAUGGCCUAUCUGACUUAACUCUCAGGGAAACGCCCACACAGACUUAGGAGGAGUCGUGAUGGAGGCAUCGUUGUUAUCACAGGUCUGAUCAUGGCACAUGGACUAUUUUCUCUCAGUGAUGACCCAUUUUCAGACUCCUCUGAUGUCCAUCAGCCAUCCCUCGCUACUCUUCCUAGCAUUCAGGUUCCCAGGCCUGGACCAUGUUGCUCCAUAUCUCCGUUACUGAACAUCGUUACAGCCACUACUUUCUUUGAAAUUCACCCAUAAUUUUAUCCUCAAGUGAAGUACAAAAGGUGUGAAUGUGAGGUUCUUGUGAUAUAUUUCUCAGGCCAGGCCUAUGCUCAAAAGUUUUGGGAACCAGUAAGUGGAGAAAUAAGAAUGUCAGUUCACUCUGUGUUGAGGGUAAAGCAUGCAGUUAAAGUGAAGGAUCUUUUGCACAGGAACUUCAUCUUCACUCUGGCUGUAGCACUGAACUGUCACUCACAGCUUGUUGUGAUGUUUCAUUAGAGAUUUUACAACCUUACUUCUGUGGUUGGACAUUUUUGUAACAAUACUUGUGAGGUUUGAACUUAAACCUUCACUGCAGCUCAGGGUCAGGUGGGCUAACUAACAUCUUAUCAUUGUUUUACUGUGAUUGUGAUCUACUCUUAACUUAAUGAUUGAACCAGCUGCGUCUUUUGUCCACGUAAUUCAAUUUUCCUGCUCCUGUAUACUGUUUUAAGCCAGAAACUUUAAGCACCCAGAACUGAAGACUGAAUCGGGCAUAGUUAAAACUACUGAUUUUUUUUUCUCGAUUUCUUGCUAACCACUAAGAAAAAGCAGGAUCAUUUAUUGCACCAAAAUAAACCAUAACCAGUUGGCUGCUUGCCGGUUUCCCACUCUGACUGACGAAUGGUGAAAUUGAUCAAAAUAAAAUCUUGAAUCUGCUCUAUCCUAUUAAAAUGAAAUGCAAUCGAUUAAGAAAGAAUUCUGCUCUUUUUUUCUAAAAUAAUGAGCUUAUUAUCUUAAAAUUCUGAGAAAAUUUUUCAGGAAAAAACCUGGUGUGUUUUUCAGUUAACGUUCAUUUUUCUCUAUGGAAUGUGUUACAUUCCAUAGUUUCAUGACCAUCACCCCAAAAUUCCAACUUAUGUAGGUUAACAUAUUUCAUCAGUCAGUCAAAGGCUAAUAUAACAGUAAUAUCCUGGUUCUAAUAGCAUUUGCGGUUACUUUUCAGCACAUAUUUUUGCAACUUACUGUGACUUCACCCACCUGUUACGACAUCAUGCCCAUUACACUACAGAUGCGCUUUGACCCGGGUUACGUGAAAAGUUUGUGCUGCACGAUGUAUGGCACCAUUUAUUGUCUAACCCAGGUACACAGAAACAGUCAGACACACAGCAGUGUUUUUUCCUUUUAAGUUGUCAGUAAAAGUUAUUAUGGAUAGCACAUGGUCUAAGGAACCAGUGACAGAAGUAUUUUUUUCCUUGUGAGUCAUGGGUAGUACACUACCCAUGGAUUUUGUACAAAAACAGUGAAAAAUGGCAAGUUAUAACAUGAAAUUUCAUAAUAAAUUUUUUUUCAAAAAUAA